This is a messenger RNA of Ostreococcus tauri, 2271 nucleotides long. RefSeq names its product von Willebrand factor, type A. Bases 1 to 2271 code for a protein of 756 amino acids. The transcript has a single exon. Gene Ontology annotation, biological process: chlorophyll biosynthetic process. Gene Ontology annotation, molecular function: ATP binding; magnesium chelatase activity; ATP hydrolysis activity. The record is from RefSeq and is a predicted model, not a curated record. Lineage: Eukaryota; Viridiplantae; Chlorophyta; Mamiellophyceae; Mamiellales; Bathycoccaceae.
AUGCUCGCGAACACCGCGCGAGGCGCGAGCGUACGGCGCGAUGGCGUCGCGAACGAUCGCGCACACGCGCGCUCGGGGUCGACGGUCACAAAGCGCGCGCGAAGGCCGGUGCGCGUCGCUCGGGCGGUGACGGACGACCAAGAGUCCGAGCUCGAACAAAGAAUGAAAGAGGUGAUGCAGAUGGAGUCUGAUUCGAAGAUCGAAAAGGAGGAGAGCACGAUGCGACAGACGUUCCCGCUCGCCGCGGUGAUCGGGCAAGAGAAGAUUAAGAGCGCCCUACUCUUGGGAGGGAUCGACCCCACGCUCGGCGGGAUCGCGAUCUCCGGUCGAAGAGGCACGGCGAAGUCCAUCAUGGCUCGCGGCUUGCACGCGCUCCUUCCGCCGAUCGAGUGCGUGAAGUCGUCGUACUGCAACGCGGACCCGACCAAGCCGGACGAGUGGGAAGACGGGCUCACAGAGGAAAAGCUCAACAGAGAUGAGAACGGGAACAUCGAAACCAUCAUCCGCGAUGCGCCGUUCGUGCAACUUCCGCUCGGCGUCACGGAAGAUCGUCUCAUCGGUACGGUUGACAUCGAGGAGUCCAUGAAGCAAGGUAAGACUGUUUUCCAGCCGGGUCUCCUCGCGCAAGCGCAUCGAGGGAUCUUGUACGUCGACGAAAUCAACCUUUUGGACGAUGGUGUCGCCAACUUGCUCCUCACCGUGCUCGCUGAGGGUGAAAACGUGGUCGAGCGUGAAGGUAUUACGCUCAGACACCCGUGUAAACCGCUCUUAAUCGCGACUUUCAACCCGGAGGAGGGCGCUCUUCGCGAGCACCUUCUCGACCGCAUCGCUGUGACGCUUUCGGCGGAUCAGAUGUUGACGUUCGAGGACCGCGUUGAGGCGGUGAACCAAGCGAUGAACUUUCAAAAUGCCGCCGAAAAUUCGGUGAAGAGCGUUGAGGAAGCGACGGAGGGCAUUAAGACCAACAUCGUCCUCGCGCGCGAGUGGUUGAAGGAUUGCACCAUCUCCCAGGAGCAAGUCGAGUACCUCGUGCGCGAAGCCUGCCGAGGCCGCAUCCAGGGCCACCGCGCCGAGCUUUUCGCUGUCAAGGCUGCAAAGGCGCUCGCCGCGUUGGAUGGUCGAUCCAAGGUGAACGCCGACGACUUGAAGGAGGCUGUCAGACUGGUCAUCGUCCCGAGAUCGGACAUUUUGCAAGACGCACCUCCGCCGGACGAGGACGACGAUCAACCGCCGCCACCGCCACCGCCGCCACAAGACAACGCGGACGAUGAAGAUCAAGACGAAGAUCAAGAAGACGAGAACGAGGAAGAGGAGGAAGAAGAAGAUGACGUUCCUGACAUUCCAGAGGAGUUCAUCUUUGACGCAGAGGGCGUCAUUUUGGAUAAGGAUGUUACCCAGUUCGCGCAGCAAACAUCCAGACAAGGGGGGCGCUCUGGUCGAUCGAAGAGCGUGAUCUUCUCCACCGAUCGUGGUCGCUACAUCAAGCCCAUCUUGCCGAAGGGGAAGACAAUUCGCCUGGCGGUUGACGCGACGCUUCGCGCCGCGGCGCCGUACCAGCGGGCGCGUCGGGAAAGAGAUCCAAAUGCGGAGAAGAAAAAAGUGUACGUUGAGAAGGGUGACAUGCGCGCGAAGAAGCUUGCGCGCAAGUCUGGUGCGUUGGUAAUUUUCCUCGUCGACGCAUCGGGCUCGAUGGCGUUGAACAGAAUGCAAGGCGCGAAGGGCGCGGCGCUUUCCAUCCUGGAGAGCUCGUACCAAAGCCGUGACCAAGUCUCUAUCGUGCCGUUCCGUGGUGACGAGGCCGAAGUGCUUUUGCCGCCGUCGCGAUCGAUCGCUAUGGCGAGAAAUCGCCUCGACUCCAUGGCGUGCGGUGGUGGCUCUCCAUUGGCGCACGGCUUGUCCGUUGCCGCUCGCGUCGGCCUCAACGCCAUGUCCACGGGCGACGUUGGACGAGUGAUGAUUGUCUGCCUUACCGAUGGCCGCGCGAACAUCUCCAUUAAUAAGUCGCAGAGAGACCCGGAGUAUCUCGGUCCGGACGCAAGGAAGCCGACGAACGAGGAGCUCGAGGAGGAAGUGAACGACAUGGCGGCGCGCGUCGCCGCAGCUGGCAUGUCGUUGCUCGUCAUCGACACCGAGAACAAGUUCGUUUCUUCCGGUACCGCCGAAAAAUUGGCUCAAGCGGGGCGAGGUAAGUAUUACUACCUGCCGAACGGCACGGAGAGGGAAAUCGCCGCGGCUACCGCGGCUGCCAUGCAGGAUGCCAAGACGGCGUAA